This is a messenger RNA of Neocloeon triangulifer, 6155 nucleotides long. It is a transcript of the gene RhoGAP93B, whose product is annotated as rho GTPase-activating protein 39. Gene Ontology annotation, cellular component: cytoskeleton; cytoplasm. The record is from RefSeq and is a predicted model, not a curated record. The transcript has 17 exons. Gene Ontology annotation, molecular function: GTPase activator activity; protein binding. Bases 242 to 4060 code for a protein of 1272 amino acids. Gene Ontology annotation, biological process: signal transduction. Lineage: Eukaryota; Metazoa; Arthropoda; Insecta; Ephemeroptera; Baetidae.
CAUCAGACAGUCCAGGUGCAUUUCAAAAUGGACUAGCUGUGAACAGACCCAUCCCAAUUUGCAAGACGAUCGCGCUUUGCCGAUUAAAUUCGGCCCAUGUGAGCAAAAUUGUUUCGGCAUGAGUCCGGCCGAGUGAGGUCCUUGUCAAGCAGCGGAAAAAUGUCGAUAUCGCACUUGUUCGUGGAAGCAACUCGCGUCUGAAGAAGCUCUCGUGUGAAAGACGCAAUUACUUGGUCAUUCAAUGAUGGAGUGGGUCGAAAUUAUCGAGCCUCGCACAAAGGAGCAUAUGUAUGCAAACCUCUCAACAGGGGAGUGUGUUUGGGACCCACCAUUUGGCGUGCCUGUGAAAAAGACUGAUGAUAAUCAAUGGUGGGAGCUUUUCGACCAGGCAACUCAAAGGUUCUACUACUACAACGCAACCUCGCAGAAGACUGUGUGGCACCGGCCUCACAACUGUGACAUCAUUCCUCUGGCCAAGUUGCAGACUUUGAAAAAUAAUACUGAAGUCAGUGACGAGAUCUCUUCAAUAAAGAAAGAGUCGGUUGCCACUCAGACCCCAGGCAGAUCAGUUAAAUGGCCUAAGUCAGAAAAGAAAGACUCUCUUGCCACAACUCCAGUCCAAACACACAAAACCCCUUCUUCCUCAAAAACCACACCGACGAGCAGCUCCUCUCCCGGUGGCAAACCUGCAAGCAGUCAAACGCAAACCAGUCCAGCGAGUUCCCCUCUAUCGAACAAAAGGACACAGCAAGUGAGCCCUUCAUCUCCUAGUGCGAGUCCAGCCUCUGAGGAUUCCAACCGCGCAAGAGGAGCUUUUGUUGAAGAGUCGGAGAGGAGAAGUCGGCGCAACAAAAAUGGCAACAAAUCCGAGUCCUUCAGGUCGGCCAGUUCUUCGAACGUUCCCCACCAGCAUGCGUCAGUCGGCGAUGGCUUUGCGUCGUUUGAAUCUCAGAAAACCCCACCUGGAUCCACACCAAAGAUUCAAUCCGGUAGCAGCAGUGGUCGCACCAGCAACCAAAGCCGCCACCAGAGAGAAUUCAGGGAUGCCAAACACUCCCCCAGCACCGAUAUUGGGAUCACGGUUUCCACAAGUACACCUAUUUUCAAGAAAAAGAGCCCCAGCGCUGCUGCCAUCAGCUCCACGGCUGCUCAAAGUUUAGACAGGUACGGUCUCUCUGAGCAGCCGAGUUCUUUUGUGAUUCCAAAGCAGCGUAGUUUUGACAUCGCCAAGGAAAAAUCUUCGCCUUCCACGGACAGAGGGGCUUCCCAGCAAGACGCAGCUACAAACUACUUGUCCUCAAGCUCCCUAUGUCGCAGCUACAGUUUCAUGCAGUCCAGGCCUGAGUCGUCAAGCACUAAGUACCAGCAGCAGCAACACCACAGUCGCAGCUGCAAGUACAACGAUGAUGACGCCAUGCACGAAAAGUACUUCAUGGUUUCUCCGUCAGGCCUGAGAAGCGUCGAGUCCACACCUCAAGCUAGACGCAAGUACUUGCCCACUGGCCAGGACUACCUGCGCACCGAGACCGCUGUGGCUCUGGUCGGACACAGGAAGUCGUCUAACUCGGAAAAGUACCUCCACGAUGGUGCUUGCUCGGCCGAUUCUAGUCCUUUGACCAGAGCAGAAAACACAGUGAUGGGGACAGCGCAAGAGGCAACUGCUGCUGAGACCAAACUGGGGUUGAAUAAGUCAAUAUCUUCUAAUAGUCCUCUGCUCUCUCCAGCUGACUCCGGCUUGCACACUACUGGCAGCAGUUCAAGCAGGCGUGGAACCGACAUAACGCGAGAGCCAAGUUUCUCGCAUAGAUCAGACAGCGAAGCAACUUCUGGCAGCAUCCGAAGCAGCUCUGAUUGCGCUCACCACCAUAAUGGCUCAGCCUCCUCAAGUACAGCCAGUCGCUCGGUGGUUGGCGAUUCCACUUCCAAGCAUCUCUACACUAAUCUUGAUUAUUCCUAUUCAAUGGAUCCAGCCAUGCAAGCCCACCUACUUCCUCUGCAGCAAUACAUUCUAGAGCAAGCAAAACUUUCAGGUUGUUACAAAUUUGGUGAUCCCCUGAAUGAUGAACAAGAUUCUCUCCACUCGGAGGAAUCAGCCGGUCGUCAUGAUGACGACAGUGAUGAGUUUGCUGACGAUGAAGGCAUGUCAAACCCUGACUCAAGUUCUCAGGAGUAUCUAGAUGACGCGCAUUACCUGGACCCCGACAGCGACGACAAUGAUCUGCCAAUUCCCAGGCGGACCUGCAGCCAUCAUCAAAGUUCCUCUUCCAAGCCGCAGCCACCGCCACAUCAUUUGGCUUCUCCUUUCAGCUACUCUAGCAGUGGUAGACCCAAGCCAAGCCGCAGCCACACACUCAUGGAGUCGUCAAGGGGCAAUUACGACAUCCCUGAAAGUAAAAAAGAUGACGAAGCCACUUACUAUAACGCAAUGGCAGCCACCGCCUCUUCUGCCAGUGUGUUGACCACUGGAGGGGUGAGAGGGAUGAGUUUGGCGCUGCAAUCUGGCCUGUACCCUCUUGAGACUCAGCAUGCGUCCUUGAAACGUAAAAAGGAACCUGCGCCAAUGCCUCCCGUUUUGUACUCUCCAGUCAUGGAGAAAAACGAGUUGCUGUGUGCUCCUCAAAGCAGUAACCACCCGCAGCACCAUUAUCACCAACACCACCAGAACCAACAUCAGAUGAUGUGUCUCUCUUCCAAUGGAGGGUGUCGCAUGCAAACCCUGCCAAUAGCUAUUUCACCCCCAAACUCUUAUCUUGUUGGCCCAUGUGUCUUCCAGCCCAUCGCAAUGCCAGCGGAGCAGCUGCCAAGAGUAUCCAAAUUCACCAUGAAUCCAGCUACAAAAGAAAAAAGACCACCUUCGGACAGUGACAUUGAGAAAUACGCUGAGGAUAAUCUUAAUUUCCAUAAGAAGGGAAUCUUCAGGAAGAAACUAGCAAUCCGUGACAUGCUCUCGUGGACACAAGAUGGUAUCCAAAAGCCAAUGUUGGUUCUGAAUGACAAGGCCCUUAAAAAAGAAGCCUGUGAACUUUUCAAACUGGUGCAGGUUUACAUGGGUGAUCGCAAAACUAAACCAGGCAGCACUUUAUUCUCUGUUGCACUGGAAAUUUGCAAUCUUGGUUACAGCAAGCCAGGACUUCGUGACGAGCUUUAUAUUCAAAUUUGCCGGCAAACAACCGAGAAUCCUAGAAAGGAAAGCCUUCGGCGAGGAUGGGAACUUUUAUCAAUUUGCUUGGCUUUCUUUCCGCCAUCUGAAAAGUUCCAGAAAUACUUAGAUGGGUACAUGAACAGGCAUAGGGACCCAAGCUUGAACUUCCCUGAAGUAGGAAAGUGGCCCAUCCAUGUUCAAAUUAGUCAUUUUGCUAAGAUUUGCUGCCAGAGAUUAGAACGGAUAGGAGCAACUGGCAGGAAGCAGCCAAAGAAGCCUACAAUUGAAGAAAUUGAGCAGGCUAAACUGCAAAUCUUUCGUACCAGCAUGUUUGGCAACAAUUUGGAUGAAGUUAUGGAAGUGCAAAAAGAUCGAUAUCCUCAGAGAAAAUUACCUUGGGUGCAAACUACACUCUCAGAAGAAGUUCUCAGGCUUCAAGGAGCACAGACCGAGGGAAUAUUUAGAGUGUCUGCUGAUAUUGACGAAGUGGCAGCAAUGAAGUCGCAGAUAGAUCAGUGGCAGUUAAAUGACUCAAACGACCCCCACCUUCCGGCGUCGCUACUUAAACUGUGGUACCGAGAGCUCUACGAGCCCCUCAUACCUGAUACGAUGUACGAGGAAUGUGUCAAAUGCCACGACGAUCCUCAGUCGUGCCUUGCUAUCGUCCAGAUGCUGCCCGAGCUCAACAGACUUGUGCUGUGCUACCUGGUCAGAUUCCUGCAGAUUUUUGCCAGGCCAGAGGUGGUCCAAGUGACGAAAAUGGAUGCGAGCAAUCUUGCUAUGGUAAUGGCCCCUAAUUGCCUUCGAUGCCGGUCGAACGAUCCCAGAAUAAUUAUUGAAAAUGCGCGAAAAGAAAUGGCUUUUAUGCGCACGCUGAUCCAGACCUUAGACACAAGUUUUAUGAGUGAAGUAUUUUAAAUUGUUGAAAAUUUGCAUCAUUCUUGAAUUCAAAAUAUGCUACAAUAUUAACCAACUAACAAGCAAAAUCUAUUCCAAAUAAUCAUUUACAAGAGCUCUAUAGUGAGUUCCACAUUAAGAAAAACACUGUUUGGAUUGACCCUUGGUACACCUUUUAGCUUAUUAGUCUCUGCCUGUGAGGGAGCUUCUUGCAAGUGUCAUUCCAAUACUUGUUUUGCACUGCUAGUCUUUGAUUAUUUUGAGGGCUCCGAACCUCUUUGAUCCCUCUUUAAAAAGCAAAAUGAAUCAGUAAUGGUUAUUUCCUACUUCAAAAUUCCUCAAACAAACUUAAACAUUGUGGAACUUAGUGUCACAAAAGAAAAUAAUUCAAUUUUCGUCACAUUCAAUGUUGAAAACGACUGGUCCAAUUUUAGUCAAGAUUGCCAAAUGCGUUGGACCUGCUUUGGAGCAAUACAUUUAGAUGAUGUUGCUUGAAGUCUGUGAAAUUUCAGCUGAACAAUAGGUAGUGCAUAAAAGAGCCUAUAUACAUAGAAAUACCAAAACAAAACUUAAAAUAUGUUUUAAAAAAUUAUCAAAAAGUAUAUUGAAAAGGAAAGGAAAUUUUGUACCGAACUGAGGCAAGCAUAAUUAUUUGCUGAAAAUUUAUUUUUAUCUCCGGGAUAAUUGAUUUGCAUGUGCCAUUUUUGUUUAAGUAAUUGUGGCACUCGUACUAAUUGCAUUGUCUGAUCACCAAAUUUAUAUUGUUUUUUCCCAAUUAUUGCAUUUAUUUUUACCACCACUGGAGGCAAACUCCUCUGGUUUCUUCUCUUGCCUUCCUGAAAUCUCAACCGAGAUCAAGAAUAAUAAUUUUUGAGACUUCUGAUAUACCUAAAAAUUUUCUGCCUUUUUCCUCUUCCAAGUGUCGCAUUUUCUAUCAACGUGGUUGUAAUAAUUUACGAAUACUGACGAAUACCAUUAAGUUACAUUGGUUAUUUUACUUAUCAGAGGUCUUACCGCAGCUUCGCGGCGGCGGCCAGUGUGGCUGAUUCUGAUUGUCAAAUAUAAGUAUUUCCUCCCUGAAGCCUAAUCUUCUCUGUCCCAAUAAUAUCUAUGCAUUUCGGCUGCCUCUUGAAUAAAAUUAAAAUACUGCAAAUAUUGCAAUCACUAAUAAUCUUGAAGUAUAAACUGCGCUAUUGGGCUACACUUGCAACACUAAAUUUCUUCCCAGAAUUGAAACGAGUAAACCAAAGAAUAAAAUGAAAAGAUUCGUCAAACAUUUUUAUUUUUAGAAAUUUUUAAUUUUGUACUUAAAUUUAAAAAUAGUAUUCUUUUUACACCUUUCUUUUUUACAACUAUUGUUUAUUCUUCUCAGUCAUUCUCUCAUAUUAUGUUUUACAAGUUUUCCUGAAUCUUCCUGUGUGAUACUUAUUUUUGCACAUCAUAUGCGGCUUGAAAUCUUUUGCUAUCAUUUGCACUCCACUGGAAGUGCGCUCUGGCCGUAAAACUUCAUUUGAAUGAAAAAAAAUCACUUGUUUUAUAAGUGAAUGAUGACCUGGGGUGUGAGGGUUACAAUGACCCCAAAUCAGCAGUGUUAUUACUGAUUGUUACCCAAAGCACGUUAUACACUAUAGUACUCCAAUUUUGGCCAAUUUAUCAGCAUAUAAAAUUGAUUUACAAAAUAUCCAGCCUGAUGCCGCGGCGGCUGGUUUGAUUUUUAAGUGGCCUAAAAAAGCCUGGCUGGCUGCGACCUCUACUUUUUUUUCUCAUUAUCAAAUAAAAAUCUCUCCGCCAAAAAUUUCCAACACAAAAAAAAAAUUCGGCCGCCGCUAUGAACCUGUCAAAGAAACUAAAUUAAAAGUGAAUACUUGUUAGCCUCUAUGAUUUUGUUGGAAUUUUGUAUCUGAAGAAAAAAAUAACACUAUUGUGGGACGCUACUGUGUACAUAUUGAAUCGUAUAAUGUAACAACUAAUUAUAUUAUAUAUAUUAUCCAGAUAACCAAAAUACAAAAGUCACAUACCAAAAUGGAAUAAAACUAGCGUAUUAUUUUUUUCUCAUAUCCAAAAAUAAUCAUAUACAUAUUAUUAUAUAAUUUUGAUAAUUUUUUUUUUUUUUUUU